Molecule: messenger RNA, 1294 nt
Organism: Danio aesculapii
Lineage: Eukaryota; Metazoa; Chordata; Actinopteri; Cypriniformes; Danionidae
Exons: 2
Coding region: 97-1047 (316 amino acids)
Source: RefSeq, a predicted model, not a curated record
UAUAGUCGAACAUUUCUGCUCGACAUCGGUAGAAACAAACUUCACAAGUUAAACUCCGCGGACACUGAUGAGCUGCAAGAUCUCGGCUUGCUACGGAUGCCUACCCAUCCUCCGACCCCCACCUCACCACCUCGCCCACAAUGGAUGCGCUUUAAGCGGCGCGAGAGGAAGCAGAAGAGGGGAGAGGCAUCGAUGGAGGCGCUGGAGCUGGAGCUGGAAGCGGUGGAGUCCCAGAUUCGCUCGCUGGAGACGAAGCGAGAGGGCAUCAGGGCUCUGCUCUUAACCCGUACUCGCUCGUCUGAGGUAAGUGUUCGAUACAACGACAAUCUCCCAGUUUCCUCAACCCCGUGCGCUUCUCUGUCCAGGCCCAGCGCACCGAGGACGCGGUUCGCCCAGGCGUCGUUCACGCCGACACCCGGCUACCACGGCCCCUGGGUGCAGCCGCGUAAGGUGCUUACCAGGUCCCGGGGCAGAACGUCUCCUCCUCCGGUGUUCGAGAUCCCCACGGAGAACCGCUUCGCCCCUCUCCGCGAGACGGGUCGCGAUGUUGCCAUCAUUGGCGACUCAAUCGUGCGCCACGUCCGCUCCACUUCCUCCAAAGGUAACAAAGUACGCACUUUCUGCUUCCCUGGUGCCCGAGUUAAGAAUAUUUCUGCACAGAUACCUACUAUCCUGAGCGCUGCCGAGAGCCUCGGUGCCGUCGUCCUCCACGUGGGGACGAACGACACCGGGCUCCGGCAGACGGAGAUCCUGAAGAAGGACUUCAGGAGCCUGAUCGAGACGGUUCGACGCACCUCGCCCGCCACGCAGAUCAUCGUUUCUGGACCGCUUCCUACCUACCGCCGAGGAAAUGAAAGGUUCAGUAGACUUUUUGCUCUGAAUGAAUGGCUAUUAACAUGGUGUGAAGAACAGAAAUUGCUCUUUGCCAAUAACUGGAAUCUUUUCUGGGAGCGUCCUAGGCUUUUCCGCGCUGACGGGCUGCACCCCAGUCGAGCUGGAGCUGAACUCCUGUCGGACAACAUCUCCAGAACACUUCGCUCUAUCUGACUAGUAAGUAAAAAUUCACAAAAUUCACAAUUUAGCCACACAGACUCCUAUUCGUCCCACAUAAAUAUCAGUAAUGCAUACCUAGCUAACCACAUAGAGACUGUGUCUGUUCCUCGUAUUAUUAGAUCAAGAAACAAACGUACUGUGUGCUCCAGAAAUAAUCUAUUAAGAAUUAAACCAGAAAAAACACUAAAAAGUGAAAAUACAAAUUUCAUGAAGCUUGGUCUCCUAAACAUCAGGUCACUAG